AUGCCAAACGAUGUGGAAAAAUAUCUCCCCGUCGACACGAUGGAGUGGCGGCGGCCGAACAAGAGGCGACGACAGCGCACAAUUGCCCUGCGGCUGGUGGUCUCCGUGAUUGGCAUAUGGUUUCUCUAUUACCUCUUGAUUCCUAGCGGGACGUAUACUUCCAAAGACUCAGUGGCCGAGGUGCAAAACUUGCAGGAAGUGAUCACCUAUUUCGAGCCUGCUCGCCCGCAGAAUUCAACAUCAAUAGAUGAUGAAACGCCGCAAGAGAAGGAGGAUUUGGUAAGGGUAACAAAGCUAAAGGAGGUGCCCUGGCCACAGACAGACCUGGAAACUGCGCUUCAGGAUAUCUUCACCUUACACCCCGACGAGCUACAAGCGGAAUACCUACUGAGGCCGAUCGAACUAACAGGCGAGGCCCGACUGCGAGAAUUCGGGUUACGCACUCGAUACUUUAAGAAGCUUUUCGCAGCAUGGGAAACACUUCAUAUGGUGGCCAGCGCCGAUGGUACCGCGCUCUACAUCCGCGACGAUGUAAUCCAAGCAGUUCAGCGCGACCCAUCCAUCGCGAAGCGACUCGAAAUGACCCAGACGGAAAUCAUCCACUCCUACGAAUCGUAUCGCUCGAUCAUCACGCAACUCUCGACGCUGCUCUUCCCUUGGACGGCGCCCUACUACCCAGACCACAUGCACCUCCACGCGCAAUUUUACCGAUCGGGGCGGGGAAUCGUCUUUACAGCCGGCGACAAACAGGCCCCGUUCUUACUCACGUCGAUCCCAACCCUGCGAGAACUCGGUUGUAACCUACCGAUUGAGGUCAUGUACCUCGGCGACCGCGACCUGAGCCAGAGCGUCCGCGAGGAACUCGAGGCGCUACCGGGGGUUACAACACGCGACCUGAGACAAAUGGUCAACGAUCAGGGGUGGAAACUGGCAGGCUGGGCAGGGAAGCCAUUUGCGAUUCUGUUUGCGAGUUUCCGCGAGGUGAUUUUCAUCGACGCGGACUCGCUGUUCUUCCAGAAUCCCGAGAUGCUCUUUGAGGACGAGGAUUAUCUACAGACGGGCGCGUUGUUCUUCAAGGACCGGUUGAUUAUGCCGGAGUCGAAGAGGAAGUUCCUCCAGGAGGUUCUACCCAAGCCUCUCUCCUCCAAGGCUCUCGGAAGCCGCUUCUGGACAGGCGACAGCGGGCACAUGCAAGAGUCCGGCGUUGUUGUCGUCGACAAGUGGCGACACUUCAUUGCCCUCCUCCUAGUGACGAGGAUGAACGGACCGGAUCGCGAUGGGAACAAGGCAGAGAAAAUCGUCGGGGUCUAUGAAUUGGUUUAUGGCGACAAAGAGACCUUCUGGCUCGGCUGGGAGCUGGUCGGCGACCUCGACUACGCCUUCCACCGCGGCGACGCCGGAACCAUGGGCAUGAUAGAAACAGACCCCGCGCUUCUCCCAGACUCCAAACCCUCAGAAGACAAGCCAGCUGACGACUCGGAAUCAGAAGAGUCGCCCGAAACCACCACCCGCGGCGACUACACCAUCUGCGCGCCCCAACUCCUCCACCUUGACCGCAGCGGCCGACCCCUCUGGUUCAACGGCUGGGUGCUACCGAAUAAAUACCAGGGGAAGAAUCGCGAGCCGACGGAUUUCCAGGCCUUCCUCCGGGAGCCCCGGGGACGGCGCGAGCCGGAUGCGUGGCAGUUACAUGAGCAUAACGUGUGCUGUUUGACAUCGGAGUACAUGAGCGAGUUCAGCGCCGAUGAGCGCGCAGUUCUAGAUAUGAUCAUGGCUUCUGGGCGGCGCGCUGGGGCUUUGGGGAAUAAGGCCGGGACUGCCUGA
Molecule: messenger RNA, 1824 nt
Organism: Aspergillus calidoustus
Lineage: Eukaryota; Fungi; Ascomycota; Eurotiomycetes; Eurotiales; Aspergillaceae
Source: the annotation of a GenBank genome assembly